UGGGUGUGACCUCACUUCCAGUAUAUGACUUUCCCCGGGAAGAUUUGGCGCGGUCCUGUUGUGUUGAGCCAUCGCCGCCGUCGCCCUUUUAAGCAUCUGUCACUGAGCGACAAAACUGGACAAAAGUCAUGUCGCCCGUCUCGAACCAGGACAAGGACAUGGACACAACAGGCGGGGAUGAUGCAGGCGAAGCCUGUGGUUUGGCCAAGUCUCGCUCCAGACGAGAGAAAAGGGAGAAAGUGGGGAGGAAAUCUGCUCUGGAGCAGCUGAAAAAGGCCAAGAGAGGGGAGAAGGUCAAAUAUGAGGUGGAGGAGUUCAGCAGCGUGUAUGAAGAAGUGGAUGAGGAACAAUAUUCCAAGAUGGUCCAGGAUAGACAAGAAGAUGACUGGAUUGUUGAUGAUGAUGGAGUCGGGUAUGUGGAGGACGGGAGAGAGAUCUUUGAUGACGAUUUGGACGAUGACGUUACAGAAAAAAACCAAGGAAAUGCGAGAGCCAAAGGUGGCGACUCGAACAAACACGUCAAAAAAUCAGCCGUGGCAAAGCCUAACAGCAUUAAGAGCCUCUUCAUGAACAGCAAUGUCAAGAAGCCAGCAGAGAAAGAUGUGGACUUGUCUAAGGAUGAUCUUUUGGGAGACAUCCUCCAGGAUCUACACUCAGAGAAACCCUCUCUCCUGGCUCCUCCACCGGUUGUAAUGCUGAAGAAAAAGAAGUCGCUUGGCUCGCCCAUGAAUCCAUUCUCGAUCAAGCCUCAGAUGCCAAAAGAGCCCACUCCAGCUAAGGCCAAAGUCAUCCGGCCUCCACCUUCUGAUGCCCCCUGGCCGUCACCUGGCCCUCUUUUGUCAAGUCCUUCCCUCGUCGUGAAAGAGACAGAACCCCCAUCCCAGAAGCAAGAGAAAGUGGAUGAGGACCUGGUGUUAGACGGGAUGGACUUUGAUGAGCCGAUGGAAGUUGGACCUGAGGAACCUGUAGUCCUGGAAGAGGCCCAAUCUGAAUGUAAAACAACCCCUGUUGCUCCUGUCAGGUUGCAGUCUCAGGACCCUGCCUUCUUAAAAAUUGGAGGCUUUUGGGGUCAGGAGGACGAGGAAGGUCCCGUCACCGAGGCUCCUGCAGAGGUGCAGGUGGACUCUAGCAAGCUGCCGCUGGUGGAGGGCGUCGACGGCGAGCAGGUGUUCAGGUUCUACUGGCUGGAUGCUUUUGAAGACCCUUACAGCCAACCAGGUGUGGUGUACCUGUUCGGAAAAGUGUGGAUCGAGUCAGCCCAGUCCCACACAAGCUGCUGCGUCUCUGUCAGGAACAUUGAACGCACCAUAUACAUCCUGCCGCGUGAAUAUAGAGUGAACCCCAAGACAGGAGAAGUGUCCAAUACGCCUGUUGAAAUGAUGGAUGUCUACCAGGAGUUCAGUGAGCUCUCUGACAGGUUCAAGAUCAUGAAGUUCAAGUCCAAGAAUGUGGAGAAGAACUACGCGUUUGAAAUUCCAGACGUGCCCACACAAUCAGAGUACCUCGAAGUCCGCUAUUCAGCUGAGUGCCCUGCUUUUCCGUCUGGCCUUAAGGGGGCAACAUUCUCACACAUUUUUGGAACCAACACCUCCAGCUUGGAACAUUUCCUCCUCAGUAGGAAGAUUAAAGGGCCAUGUUGGCUGGACAUCAAGACACCUCAGUUACUGAGUCAAGCGGUCAGCUGGUGCAAAGUGGAGGCGCUGGCUCUGAGGGCUGAUCUGGUCACCGUGGUCAAAGACUUGGCACCGCCACCUGUCACUGUCAUGUCCAUCAGUCUCAAGACCAUCCAGAACCCCAAGAGCCAUCAUAACGAGAUUGUGUCAUUGGCUGCGCUCGUCCACUAUGGCUUUCAUAUGGACAAAGCGCCACCUCAACCUCCUUAUCAAACUCAUUUUUGUGUGGUGACUAAACCUAACGACUGUAUCUUCCCCUUUGACUUCAAUGAUGCCGUGAGAAAGAAGAACGGAAAAGUGGAGAUUGCAACUACAGAGCGCACUCUACUCGGCUUCUUUCUGGCCAAGAUGCACAAAAUCGAUCCAGAUGUUCUUGUGGGUCAUGACAUUUUUGGUUUUGACCUGGAAGUGCUUCUGCAGCGAAUUAACCACUGCAAAGUUCCCCACUGGUCCAAGAUUGGACGUCUCAGGAGAGCCAACAUGCCCAAACUAGGGGGCCGCAGCGCUUUUGUCGGGAAGAGCGCCUCCUGUGGCCGUCUUGUGUGCGACAUAGAAAUUUCCGCCAAGGAGCUGAUCCGCUGCAAGAGUUAUCAUUUGACUGAACUGGCUACACAGGUGCUAAAGACGGAGAGAGCUACCGUCCCACAAGAGAGCAUCAGGAAUCUUUACAGUGAUUCUCCGCACGUGCUCUACCUCUUGGAGCUCACAUGGACUGACGCCAAGCUGAUCCUCCAGAUAAUGUGUGAGCUCAACGUGCUGCCGCUGGCGCUCCAGAUCACCAACAUUGCAGGCAACGUAAUGUCUCGUACUCUGAUGGGCGGCCGGUCGGAAAGGAAUGAGUUCCUGUUGCUCCACGCCUUCCACGAUAAGAACUACAUUGUCCCUGACAAACCCUCCUUUAAGAAAACGCAGAUGGAGAUGAUUGACGGCGAAGAAGAUGUGGAUGCCGGGAAAGGGAGGCGUAAGAAGAAGGCUGCGUAUGCUGGAGGGUUGGUGCUGGAUCCAAAAGUUGGAUUCUACGACAAGUUUGUGCUGCUGCUCGACUUCAACAGCCUGUAUCCGUCCAUCAUCCAAGAGUUCAACAUCUGCUUCACCACUGUGCAGCGGCAGGUUUCCAGUGCACAAAAGCAGAAUCAGGAGGACCAGCCAGAAGAGAUUCCAGAGAUUCCAGAUUGUGACCUGGAAAUGGGAAUCCUGCCCAAGGAGAUCAGGAAGCUGGUGGAAAGGCGCAAACAUGUUAAACAGCUGAUGAAACAACAGGACAUUAACCCGGACCUCUACCUGCAGUAUGACAUCCGCCAGAAGGCUUUGAAACUAACGGCCAACAGCAUGUAUGGCUGCCUGGGAUUUAGCUACAGUCGCUUCUAUGCCAAACCACUGGCCGCCCUGGUCACACACAAGGGUCGAGAGAUUCUGAUGCACACCAAAGACAUGGUCCAAAAGAUGAAUCUGGAUGUCAUCUAUGGAGAUACUGACUCUAUUAUGAUCAACACCAACAGCAGAUCUCUGGAGGAAGUCUUCAAGCUGGGCAACAAGGUGAAAGCUGAAGUAAACAAGCUGUACAAACUGCUGGAGAUUGACAUUGAUGGAGUGUUUAAGUCACUUCUGCUGCUGAAGAAAAAAAAAUAUGCAGCCCUGGUGGUGGAGCAUCACGGCGACGGGCGCUACAGCGUAAAGCAGGAGCUGAAAGGCUUGGACAUUGUGCGGCGAGAUUGGUGUGACCUGGCCAAGGAAUGUGGCAACUACGUCAUCGGUCAGAUCUUGUCAGACCAGAGUCGUGACGUCAUUGUGGAAAACAUACAGAAACACCUUGUGGAGAUGGGGGAGAAGGUAGCCAGCGGGGCCAUACCACUCCAACAAUAUGAGAUAAACAAGGCACUGACAAAAGACCCUCACGACUAUCCUGAUAAGAAGAGCCUUCCCCAUGUCCACGUGGCUCUGUGGAUCAACUCCCAGGGUGGACACAGGGUCAAAGCCGGUGAUACAGUCUCUUAUAUCAUCUGCAAGGAUGGCUCCACACUAGCAGCCAGUCAAAGAGCGUACGCUUUAGAGCAGCUUCAAAAGCAAGAGGGUCUCAGUUUGGACACUCAGUACUAUCUGGCACAGCAGAUUCAUCCUGUGGUGUCCCGAAUCUGUGAACCCAUUGAGGGCAUCGACAGCGUCCUCAUAGCCACCUGGCUUGGCCUGGACCCUACUCAGUUCCGGUCUCACCAGCAGCACCAGAGAGAGGAGGAGGCUGACAACAUGCUGGGAGGACCUAUCCAACUGACCGACGAUGAGCGCUUCAAAGACUGCGAGCGGUUCAUGUUCACCUGCCACCAGUGUGGCAAGGAGAACACCUACGAGAGCGUGUUUGAAGGAGCUGGGUCAAAGUUGGAGCCGAGCUUGCUGCGAUGCUGUCAUGUGCCGUGUGCUGGCCGCCCUAUCGACUACGCUUCCAACAUCAGCAACAAACUGCUGCUUGAUAUCCGACGCCACAUCAGAAAAUACUACUCUGGCUGGUUAGUGUGUGAGGACCAGGCUUGUCAGAACAGGACCAGACGCUUGCCAAUCGCCUUUUCCCGCCUCGGACCUAUCUGCACAGCCUGCAGCAGAGCUACUCUCAGGCCGGAGUACUCUGAGAAGGCCCUGUACAACCAGAUCUGCUUCUACAGGUUCAUCUUUGACUGGGAGCACGUCGUAGCCAAAGUACUGACAGGGGAUGAGAAAACUCGUACUGGCUGGUGGAACAAAGAAAAGGAGGUGUACAGGAAGCUGAAGGAAGUGCCUGAUAAAGUGCUCGCCGCCAGCGGCUACGCCGAAAUUAACCUGGCUAAACUCUUCCAAUCCUUCUCUUCCCUCAAGUAAAAAAAUCAAUUACCACCUUUAGUAUUGUAGGAUUAUGUCUCAUCUGUGCAUCUAAUGGUUCAGGUACACAUUCUAAACCCCAAUCAAUCACACCCUCUCCAUCCGUCAUGCACCUCACAUACGCACCAGUCAAUUGACCCUCCAUCAUGGGAGUAAUCACACCUAAAUGACCAUCUCUUGUGUGCGCGCUUCUGUGUGUGUGUGUGUGUGUGUGUGUGCACAGAAAAAAUGACUUAUCUCCAGAGCAGCUCAGUAUAGUCCAAAAGGCGCUAAUUAGCUAAUGAUAGCGACCUAGCCCACUCGGACCACUGGAUCCCUGAAGCCAUCGGACACUUGUUCUGAUUACCCCCAUUCAUCCUGUGUGCGUGUGUCACGAAAAAGCCUGAUAAAGGAUGCAGAAGUUGACUUGGGAGAGGAAAGGCCACACGUGCUUCCUCACCCUCACUCUUUUGUCUCGGUAUCGAAUAGAAAAUGUUCUCCUGCACCGCCUUCUGUUUAACUGCUUUUGUCCCUUCUCUCCCCGCCCCGCUCACAUUCUCUUGUGUUUUAAUGCAUGUCAUUUUCUGUGUAUACGCCGGUUUAGCAAACGAUCCUUUUGUAAUUAGAGUCACUUGUAUUACUGUUUUGAUACUUGAACAAUAA
Molecule: messenger RNA, 5162 nt
Organism: Entelurus aequoreus (snake pipefish)
Lineage: Eukaryota; Metazoa; Chordata; Actinopteri; Syngnathiformes; Syngnathidae
Gene: pola1
Product: polymerase (DNA directed), alpha 1
Exons: 37
Coding region: 129-4520 (1463 amino acids)
Biological process (GO): lagging strand elongation; mitotic DNA replication initiation; DNA replication
Cellular component (GO): alpha DNA polymerase:primase complex
Molecular function (GO): DNA replication origin binding; single-stranded DNA binding; pyrimidine nucleotide binding
Source: RefSeq, a predicted model, not a curated record